Messenger RNA from Coffea eugenioides, 573 nucleotides. RefSeq names its product F-box/FBD/LRR-repeat protein At1g13570-like. The transcript is spliced from 3 exons. Bases 1 to 573 code for a protein of 190 amino acids. The record is from RefSeq and is a predicted model, not a curated record. NCBI's taxonomy places the organism in Eukaryota, Viridiplantae, Streptophyta, Magnoliopsida, Gentianales, Rubiaceae.
AUGGACGGAAAAUUUCAUGUGGGGGGAACAAGUAUUAUCGAGCAACUUCAUGAUCUCCUGAGUCUUGAGAAUCUGCAUUUGCACUAUGCGUACUUCAAGUCUCUAGAUGCAGGUGGAAUCCCUGCAAAGAUUACAACUACACUAAUCCACCUUAAAGUUGUUAAGCUAGAAUAUUUAUGCUUUGAAGAGGUGAAUGAGAUUGCUGUUCUUCUGUGUUUACUGAGAAGCUCUCCCAACUUAGAAGAGUUAGAAAUUCUGGUAUACAAGGUUGACGAGUACGCUGAAAGUCAAGCUUCAAAUUUUCUGGAUGUGCAGGAAUAUUCUCAACUGACUUUAAAUCAACUUCGGCAAGUGAAGCUGCAAAGCAUUUCUGGAACAAGAUCUGAGAUGGAAAUCAUUAAGCUUUUACUGAAAAAGUCCUCAAUUCUGGAGAAAAUGUUGAUCAAGCAAGCCCCCAUGAAAGAAAACAUCAAAAACAAAGUAACAGAAAUUGGGAUCUUGAAACAAGUGACAAGGUUUCACAGGCCUUCACCUAGAGCAGCAGUCAUAUAUGAAGAUCCAAUCAUUAGUUAA